Molecule: messenger RNA, 552 nt
Organism: Penicillium verhagenii
Lineage: Eukaryota; Fungi; Ascomycota; Eurotiomycetes; Eurotiales; Aspergillaceae
Exons: 2
Coding region: 1-552 (183 amino acids)
Source: RefSeq, a predicted model, not a curated record
AUGGCUUCUCAACUCACCGUUGGCCUACCAAAGGUCUACGCCAACGAAGGAAACAAAUGCGUUCCCCCAACCAACGAUUUCCUCGCCGGAACCUGGCAUGUAACACACUCGACCCUUCCAAUGUGGAAAGACAAACGCAAUGUCAACAUCACCUACACAACACUGCCUGCCGACUCAUCUGGUGUGGUCAAGAUUGACGACCUGGUCAAAUAUCAAGGUGUGAAUUCAGAGAAGAUCCAAACGAUCAAUGGUGUGGAUACUCCGUCCGCGGGGAACCAAGGUGCUUGGGACUGGCGCGGCAAAGGCUGGUUGAAGGUUGCGAGCUCCCAUUGGGAGGUCCUUGGUUUCGGCCAUACGGAUGAUGGUAAUCAGUGGGUUGUCACUUAUUUUGCCAAGACGCUUUUCACGCCCGCUGGAAUCGAUAUCUAUGCCCGGAACAAGGAGGGGGUUUCCCAGGCUAUGGUCGAUCAGAUUUCCAAGGCCCUAAAGGAAUUGGGAGUCGAUGACAUUACAACUCUGGUUGAAAGCAUGUUUCCGGUUUUGCAAAACUAG